Messenger RNA from Sphaeramia orbicularis (orbiculate cardinalfish), 4735 nucleotides. It is a transcript of the gene enpp6, whose product is annotated as ectonucleotide pyrophosphatase/phosphodiesterase 6. Gene Ontology annotation, biological process: choline metabolic process; lipid metabolic process. The transcript has 8 exons. NCBI's taxonomy places the organism in Eukaryota, Metazoa, Chordata, Actinopteri, Kurtiformes, Apogonidae. Bases 20 to 1363 code for a protein of 447 amino acids. The record is from RefSeq and is a predicted model, not a curated record. Gene Ontology annotation, molecular function: glycerophosphodiester phosphodiesterase activity. Gene Ontology annotation, cellular component: plasma membrane.
CCGCUUCGGCAGCUCCACCAUGUCCCCGUUGGAGAGAGCCGUGUCCUCGUGCCGUGUCCUCGUGCCGCUGAUGCUGCUGUUCGCUGACCGUCCGAGUCUCGCGGCCCAUCCGCUGCUCGUGUUCUUGAUCGAUGGAUUCCGAUACGACUACAUGAACGACCUGCGCGCGCUUCCCGGAUUCGGCGAGCUCGUGGCCACUGGAGUGAAAGUGGACUACAUGACCCCGGACUUCCCCAGUUUAUCAUACCCGAAUUACUACUCACUACUUACAGGUCGUCACUGUGAUAUUCACCAGAUGACUGGAAACUAUAUGUGGGACGAGGGUUCUGGCAAGGAGUUUCUGAUUGGGACAAAUGCUGACAGCCGCUUAUCUCUGUGGUGGGAUGGAUCAGAACCACUGUGGGUCACCAUGCAGAAGCUAGGAAAGAAGGUUUUUAUGUACUACUGGCCUGGCUGUGAGGUGGAGAUUCUUGGUGUCCGCCCAUCAUUCUGCGAAGAAUAUGUCUACAACCCAUCAGAGAAAAACUUCACUGACUCCAUAGAGAAUGCUCUCAAUGUCCUACGGUCAGGCCAAGCAGACAUGGCAACCAUAUAUUAUGAGAGGAUCGAUGUGGAGGGUCAUCACUUUGGUCCAGACUCUGAGCAGGUCAGAACAGCUGUUCUACAGCUGGAUGUGGCCAUGCAGACUCUCAACAGAAAAAUCAAAGAGAAAAACCUGGCCAACAAGCUGAACAUUAUACUGUUUUCAGACCAUGGAAUGACCAAGAUCCAGUGGAUGGACAGGGUCAUAGAACUGGACAAGUACAUCAGUAUGUCAGAUAUUAUGAAGAUGAUGGACAGAGGGCCAGUAGUCAAUCUGUGGCCAAAAAGUGGUAGUUAUCAAAAGGUGUAUGCUGCAUUGUCCCAGGUCCCUAACAUGAAUGUCUAUGCCAGACAGGAGAUACCAGAACGUUUCCAUUACAGAGGAGGAAAGUUUGUUUCCCCCCUGACGCUGGUGGCUGAGCCUGGCUGGUUUAUUACUGAGAACAUUACUAGCUUGCCAUAUUGGAAGAAUGACAGCGGGGUGGCGUCUGCCUGGCAAAACGGAUGGCAUGGUUAUGACAAUGAGUUCAUUGACAUGAGAGGAUUCUUUUUGGCAACAGGGCCUGACUUCAAGAGGAAUUUUAGGGCAGCACCGAUUAGAGCAGUGGACAUCUAUAACUUGAUGUGCUGGACAUUAGGCGUGGAGCCUUUACCCAAUAACGGGUCCUGGUCUCGGGUAGAGUACUUCCUGAACAGUGCUCAUGGUCCAUCUGGACCCACAGCCCUCUGGACCUGCUGUAUGGGCCUCUUAGGGACACUGCUUGCUCUGCUAUGGGACUAAAAACCAUCUGUCUCUGCUUUCAGGUGGUGGAUAGGUGUGAUGUCCUAAAAAGAGUAAGUGAAACUAUGAAGUAAAUGCAGCCUAAACGGAAGGGGAAAUUGGUUGGAAAGUUGUCAAAUGUACUCAUGGAUAGAGAAUUUGAAGCCUGGAAAUUUGAUUCAGGACCUUAUUCCCCUAUGCAGAUAAAGUGUCCUACAUGUCCCACAAUGCCUUACCAAGGGGAUCCAAAUGUUCCCUUUGACAGUGAAUUAGUUCAGUCCCUCUGCAACCACAAUACUUCAACAUUCACAACAGAUUUGUAGCUAUGGCCUUACAUUUUGAUUAUUUGUUGAAUAUUGACGGACAGAAGAGAUGCUUGUCCAUGGUCAGCUGAUUGAAUCAAUCAAUGUACUGAUUUUAUUUAACCAGGGACGCACCUAUAAGUAGAUAUUUAAUCUUUAAGGCUGCCAUCAGCAAAUAAGAUAAGAUUCACUUCUGUUUAAGUAGUGUCAGUCCAGUUGAGUUCACUUUGGUACUGUACAAAGGAGUUUCUAAAGUGUCUUGCCUGAAUCUCUAGUGGUCUGUGUUUUGUCCUAAACUGUGAUGAAAUUGACAUUCAACAUUAGUAAAUUGUCUAGUUCCUUGAUGUGAAUUGUGAGUUCAGCCUUCUUGCAGUUAGCACACUAGUGGUUAUUGACAAAAGAGCAUAAAAAUGAAGUAAAGUAAAGAAAACAAACAAAUAUUUUAACUUAAAAUCAAUUACUUCCACGGAAGAGUUAGUAAAGUUUAAUUCUGUCUAUUUUCUUAUUUUAAUGUGGCUGAAACAGAACUUAAAAUACAUGAGUUAAGCCAAGUUCAGGAUUAGGGUUACGCUUGAAACAGAAAACAUUUAAAACCAAAUUAUAUGAAUUGUUUUACUUCCAUUUUUUAAAAGACAUUUUCACCAUGAGUUUCUGAGGUACACUGAAGACCAAGUACAGGCAAUUUAAGUUUUAAAGACUUUUACUGGCAAAUAAAUCACAUUUAUGCAAUAAGGGAUUUUCAUUGCCAAAACUUUUUGCCAUGGCUGUAUUAGACUUUUAUUUGACCUCUUCUAGUUUCUGUGUUUAACAUGUGACUAAAACACAACAUAAACACCAUCAACCCCCUGGAUAUCCAGACCAGAAGGGAAAACUUUAGAAAUCACAUAAGAGUACAUUUAAAGUCGUAACAUUCAUGCAGAAGGGUGUCUGUAUACCUACUGUAAACUUCAGGAGUAGUUUUAGAUGAAAGUAAUUGAGAUAAAGUGGCCCGCAGUGGUUUUACGGCCACAGACUUUUUCCCAAGGUUCCCUCAAAUGAUAUUUUCAUCCUUUUUGAUAACUAUUGUCAGAGUCUCUGUGUUUGACCUGGUUUAGUUUAAGGCUCAGUCACAAAUGCCAUUAUGAAGCUACAAACACCGUGCAAACAAUUUAUGGACAUUUCGUACGACCUUCUCAAGGCGGCCUUAUAAGAAUGGAGAGUUCGUAGACCAUUCUUAAGUUCAUAGCCAGGUGGAUGAUUUUGUGCAAGAUUUUCUACAAAGGCGCUAUGAAAUCCCCUUUCGUACAGCACCCUAACGAAUGCCUUAGGAACAACCUACGAACAAUGCACGACAUUCACGGGUCAGGUGGCAAUUCCAGAACCUCAUGUUCCUGUGGUGGCCGCAGGUAGAUCACAUGAACAUAUUACAUUGUUAUUAGGGGCCUCCUACGGCAUUCACACAAACGGAAUGAAUGACUGGACUCAGUCGUGUGGUGCUGAAGGGAAAGUGUUUAUUAACAGAAAAAUUAACAUGAAGAAACAACACAAAACCUGGAGGGAGAUAAUGCAGAGUCCACUGGGUGACGAGGAUCAGGGCGAUGGAGAGAAUGUGCAUGACAGACAGGGUUAGGCACUCGAUGACGGGCGGUUGGUGUUUUUAACGUUCAGUUCCCUCUAUUAUUCUUGCGUGUCUUGGUUUUAUUCUUAUAACCUCUACUUCAAAUGUCUUCAUUUGAUGUCUUAUUAUGACUUAUAAUUUUUAUUAUGUUUAACGCUGCAGGUCAGUUUUCCCCUCAUAUUUUACAGGAGUGAGAAUUUCAGCACCGUGGACAACGCAUGAUCCCAAACACAUAAAACACAUGCUGGCCAAAUUUUAAUCAUUUGACUUGCAUUACUUCAAUCAAUGUUCCUCUAACCUCUACCUUAUUACUUUGUUCUGUUACCUAUUGAAAAGUACUUGGAGGGUAGUAAUGUGUCAGGUCUUAGACUCACAGUCUCAUACUGUUUGUAGAGGUACUGCCUCUGUAUCCAUGGUCGCAUCCAACAAUGUCUCUGUCUUCACUGCAUCUUCUUCAGGACAUUCUAAAAUGCUUAAUGUAAAAAAGCUUAACAUAGCUUAAUGUCUGAAAAGAGCAAUCAGUCAUCACCAAUUUAUGUGUAGACAUCUCUAAUGAUGGGAUAGGCUUCAGCAGCCCCCCGACAAUCUCCAGGAUAAAGCGGUUCAGAAGAUGAAUAAAUGAAUGAAAAAAAAACCAAAACAAUACUCUAAGAUUAAAAUGUUAAGUUUUUUUGUUUUGUUUUUUUUGUGCCUAUGGAGAGGAAAAGGCUUAAUGUGGACAGCAUCCAUAAUUCUGGGGUUGUCAUUGUGAUUUUGCAGAGGUGAAAGUGGGCAUGACUAGAGAUGUCCACACGAACUUUGGUGAUGAUUGAUCACUGUUCUUGGGCAUUAAGCUACAUUAAGCUUUUUUUUUACAUUAAGUAUUUUAGAAUUUCCCUCUUCUUCAGCUGCCAUACCAAAACAGUGAUAACAACCACUUGAUCUUCCUCUUCUUCAUCUUGCAGCUGUAGCUGUAGAAGUUUCAGUCUUGUGGGCAUUAUUGCCAUCUUAAAUGUGAUGAUCACAACACGGGACUUUUAGUACACAGCCACUGUUUAUAUACCAAUCUAACUAUUCUGAAAAAGCAUAAGAUCUUCCUACCAUCGACUUGAGAGUGCUAUGAGUUGUACAUAGGGCCACCUUACAACAACAAAAUUAAUGAAGUGGCCAUAGGUAUGAUGUAGGAAGGUCCCAUGGCACCCUUACGUAGAACGUGACAACUGUGUGGUCUUCAUACAAUACAAAAUCACAUCAUUUUCUCACGGAGGCCUUAAGGUGCUCUUGCGAUUUGAACAGCAGCUGUACCAACUUGGUAACAUGGCUGUAAGAAACUACUGCAUCCUCCACGAAUGUCUACGAGCUCCAGAUCUUGUACGAAUCUCCUGGUUCUCCCGGAAUCUCCCACUGUUUGUAAGAAGCUUUGUGACUGAGCCUUUAGUUACUCAUGUUGUUCAUCUGAUUGUGUAAGACUGUAUUUUAUGAAGAAAUCUUUAUAAAUAAAUGUGCUUUAACUUA